AUGCAAAUAGAGCUUUCUGUCUGCUUCUUUUUGUGCCUGCUACCAUUCAGCUUUAGUGCCACCAGAAGAUACUAUCUUGGCGCUAUGGAACUGCCCUGGGACUAUAUGCAGAGUGACCUGCUGGCUGAGCUGCACGUGAAUACCAGAUUGCUUCCUAGAGUGCCAAGAUCUUUUCCAUUCAACACCUCAGUCAUGUUCAAAAAGACUGUGUUUGUAGAGUUCACGGAUCACCUUUUCAACAUCGCCAAGCCCAGGCCACCCUGGAUGGGUCUGCUGGGUCCUACCAUCCGGGCUGAGGUUUAUGACACAGUAAUAAUUACACUUAAGAACAUGGCUUCUCAUCCUAUCAGUCUUCAUGCUGUUGGCGUAGCCUACUGGAAAGCUUCUGAGGGAGCUGAGUAUGAUGAUAAGACCAGCCAAAGAGAGAAAGAAGAUGAUAAAGUCAUACCUGGUGAGAGCCAUACCUACAUCUGGCAGGUCCUGAAAGAGAAUGGUCCAAUGGCCUCUGACCCACCAUGUCUUACCUACUCAUAUCUUUCUCAUGUGGACCUGGUGAAAGACCUGAAUUCAGGGCUCAUUGGGGCUCUGCUGGUAUGUAGAGAAGGGAGUCUGGCCAAAGAAGGGACACAGACUUUGCAGGAAUUUGUACUACUUUUUGCUGUAUUUGAUGAAGGGAAAAGCUGGCACUCAGAAGCAGGUGAAUCCUCGGCACAGGGUGUGGAUUCUGCAUCUACUCUGCCCUGGCCUAAAAUGUACACAGUUAAUGGCUAUGUAAAUAGGUCUCUGCCAGGUCUGACUGGAUGUCACAGGAAGUCAGUCUAUUGGCAUGUGAUUGGAAUGGGCACCACCCCCGAAGUGCACUCCGUCUUCCUCGAAGGUCAUACAUUUCUUGUGAGGAACCAUCGCCAGGCCUUCUUGGAGAUCUCACCAAUAACUUUCCUUACUGCUCAGACACUCCUGAUGGACCUUGGCCGGUUCCUACUGUUUUGUCAUAUUCCUUCCCACCAACAUGAUGGCAUGGAAGCUUAUGUCAAAGUAGAAAGCUGCCCAGAGGAACCCCAAGUACGGAAGAAAAAUUAUGAAGAAGAGGAAGAUUAUGAGAAUGACGUUUAUGAUUCUAACAUGGACGUGCUCAGGUUUGAUGAUGACAGCUUUUCUCCCUUUAUCCAAAUUCGUUCAGUUGCCAAGAAGCACCCUAAAACUUGGGUCCAUUAUAUUGCUGCUGAUGAGGAGGAUUGGGACUAUGCUCCUGCAGUCCUCCCCUCCACCGACAGAAGUUAUAAAAAUCAAUAUUUAAACAAUGGUACUCAGAGGAUUGGUAGGAAGUACAAAAAAGUCCGAUUUAUUGCAUACACAGAUGAAACCUUUCAGACUCGUGAAGCUAUUCAGUAUGAAUCAGGAAUCCUGGGACCUUUACUUUAUGGAGAAGUUGGAGACACACUGUUGAUUAUAUUUAAGAAUCAAGCAAGCCGACCAUAUAACAUCUACCCUCAUGGAAUCACUAAUGUCAGUCCUUUGCACCCAGGGAGAUUACCAAAAGGUGUGAAACACUUGAAGGAUUUUCAGAUUAUGCCAGGAGAGAUAUUCAAGUAUAAAUGGACAGUGACUCUAGAAGAUGGGCCAACUAAAUCAGAUCCUCGGUGCCUGACACGAUACUACUCUAGCUUCAUUAAUCUGGAGAGAGAUCUUGCUUCGGGACUCAUUGGCCCUCUCCUCAUCUGUUACAAAGAAUCUGUAGAUCAAAGAGGAAACCAGAUGAUGUCAGACAAAAGAAAUGUCAUCCUGUUUUCUGUAUUUGAUGAGAACCAAAGCUGGUACCUCACAGAGAAUAUGCAGCGCUUCCUCCCCAAUGCAGCAGGAGUGCAGCCCCAGGAUCCAGAGUUCCAAGCCUCCAACAUGAUGUACAGCAUCAAUGGCUAUGUUUUUGAUAACUUGCAGUUGUCCGUUUGUUUGCAUGAAGUGGCAUACUGGUACAUUCUAAGUGUUGGAGCCCAAACCGACUUUCUGUCUGUCUUCUUCUCUGGAUAUACCUUCAAACACAAAAUGGUCUUUGAAGACACACUUACCCUAUUCCCAUUCUCAGGAGAAACUGUCUUCAUGUCAAUGGAAAACCCAGGUCUGUGGGUUCUAGGGUGCCACAACUCAGACUUUCGGAACAGAGGCAUGACAGCUUUACUGAAAGUUUCUAGUUGUGAAGGGAACACUGAUGGUUAUUAUGAUGACACAUAUGAAGAUAUUCCAACCUACUCGCUGAAUGAAAAUAGUGUCAUUGAACCCAGAGCCUUUUCCAGGAAUUUAAGGCACCCUAGCCCUAGGCAUAAGGAAUUCAAGGCCACCACAGCUCUAGAAAAUGACAUACAGAAGAUGGGCCCUCGGUUUGGAAAGAGAACACAGCUGCUUAAAGCACAAAGUGUCUCCUCUAGUGAUUUGUUGAUGCUCUUGGGACAGAGCCCUACUCCACAAGGAUUAUCCUUAUCUGAUCUCCAAGAAGCUAAAUAUGAGGCUAUUCCUGAUGAUCCUUCACCUGGAGCAAUAGAAAAUAAGGGGGGCCCAUCUGAAGUGGCAUGCCUCAGGCCAGAGCUCCAUCACAGUGAGGACAUGGUAUUUACUCCUGAGUUAGGCCUCCAAUUAAGAUUAAAUGAGAAUUUGGAAACAACUAUAACAGAAGACUUGAAGAAACAUGAUUCAAAAUUUUCUAGUUCAUCAAAUGAUGUAAUGACUUCACCAAUAAGUUCAUCAGACAACUUGCCAUUAGACACGGAAAAGACAGAUUCCUUAGGACCCCUGAAUACGCCAGUUCACUUUAGUAGUCAACUAGGCACCAUUCUAUUUGGCAAAAAGUCAUCUCCCCUUAUUGGGUCUGGUGUACCUUUGCACUUAAGUGAAAGAGAUAAUGAUUCCACGGUGUUAGAAGCAGCUUUAACGAGUAGCCAAGAAAGUUCCCUGGGAAAGAAGGUAUCAUCAAUGGAGAGUGAUAGGUUAUUUAAAGAGAAGAAAGUUCAUGGACUUGCUUCAUUGACCAAAGAUAAUGCUUUAUUCAAAGUUAAUAUCUCUUUCGUAAAGACAAACAAAACACCCAACAACUCAACAAAUAUUGGAAAGACUCACAUUGAUGGCCCAACAUUAUUAAAUGAGAAUAGUACAUCAGGCUGGCAAGACAUAUUAAAAAAUGAUACUGAGUUUCAAGAAGUGACUUCUUUGAAUCAUAAUGAAAUGUUUAUAGAUAAAAAUACUACAGCUUUGGGGCUAAAUCAUGUAUCAAAUAAAACUACUUCAUCAAAAGAUGUGGAAAUGGUCCACCAAAAGAAAGAGGACCCUGUGUCACUAGAUGCAGAAAAUCCAGAUAUGUCAUUCUUCACGAUGCUGUCCUUGCCAGAUUCAGCGAAUUGGAUAAAAAGGACUCACAGAAAGAACUCCCUGAGCUCAGAGCAAGGGCCUAGUCCAAAGCAGUUAAUAUCAUUGAGCUCAGAAAAUUCUGUGAAAGAUCAAAAUUUCUCGUCAGAGGAGAAGAGUAAGGUGGCAGUAGGAGAGGAUGAAUUUACAAAGGACACAGGAUUCAAAGAAAUGAUUUUUCCAAACAGCAGGAGCAUAUUUCUUACAAACUUGGCUAAUGUACAAGAAAAUGAUACCCAAAAUCAAGAAAAAAAGUUUCAGGAAGAGAUAGAAAGGAAGGAAACAUUAAUCCAAGGGAAUGCAGGUUUGCCUCAAGUGUUUCCAGUGAUUGGCACUAAGAAUUUCCUGAAGACACUCUUCUUACUGAGCACUCGGCAAAAUGUUACUGUAGAAGACUUAGAUGAGGUAGAGUAUGAUUCAGUACUUCAAGAUACCAGGUCACUGAAUGGUUCAGCAAAUAGAUUAGGGCUCCCCAUAGCCCAUUUCUCAAAAAGAAGGGAGGAAGCAAACUUGGAAGACUUGAGAAAUCAAACUGAGCAAAUGGUAGAGAAAUAUCCAAGACCCACAAGGAUGUCUUUUAAUCCAAGUCAACAGAAUGCUAUCACUCAACGUAGUAAGUGGACUUUGAAACAAUUUGGACCCCCACUAGAAGAAAUAGAGCUUGAAAGGGGGUUAAUUGCAAAUGACACCUCAACCCUGCAGUCCAGAAACAUGAAGUAUUUGACCCAGGGCACCCUCACACAGGCAGACUACAAUGAAAAAGAGAAAAGGGCCAUAACUCAGUCCCCCUUAUCAGAUUGUUCUAUAAGGAAUCAUGUCAUCCCUCAAACAAAUGACUCUGCAUUACCCAUUGCAAAGACAUCAGCAUUUCCAUCAGUUAGACCUACAGAUCUGAACAGGAUACCAUCCCAAGACAACUCUUCUCAUCGUCUAUCAUCAGCCUGUAAUUACACUUUUAGGGAGAAAAGUUCUGGUGUCCAGGAAAGCAGUCAUUUCUUCCAAGUAGCCAAAAGAAAUCACCUAUCUUCAGCCAUCCUAACCUUGGAUAUGAUCAGAGGUCAAGAAAAGGUCAUCUCCCUAAGUGCCACAGACCCACUCAUGUACAAGAAACUUGAGAACACUGUUCUCUUGAAACCAGGCUCACCUGAAGCAUCUGGAAAAGUUGAAUUACUUCCUAAAAUUCGUGUUCAUCAGGAAGACCCCUUCCCUACAGAAACUAGCAAUGGUUCUCCUGGCUACCUGGAUCUCAAGGAAGAGAUCCUCCUUCAAAAAACACAGGGAGCUGUUAAACUGAGUAAAGGAAACAGACCUGGAAAAGUGCCCUUUCUGAAAGGGGCAACAGAAAGCCCUGAAAAGACUCUCCCCAAGCUGCUCAGCCCCCUUGCAUGGGAUAACCAAUAUGUUACCCAGAUAUCAAGAGAAGAAUGGCAAUCUCAAGAGAAGUCACCAAAAAGCACAGCUUUUAAUACAAAGGACACCAUUUCUCCCUUGAACCCUUGUGAAAGCAAUCAUGCAAUAGCAGCUAUAAGUGAGGGACAAGAUAGGCUUCUAAAGGAAGUCACUAGGGCAAAGCAAAGGGAGGCUGAAAGGUUGGGCUCUGAAAAUCCACUGGUCUUGAAACACUACCAUCCAAGGGAAAUAACCCUUACUGCUCUUCAGCAAGAGCAAGAAAAAAUUGACUAUGAUGAUGCCCUCUCAAUUGAAAUGAAGAGGGAAGAUUUUGACAUUUACGGUGAGGAUGAAAAUCACGGGCCCCGCAGCUUUCAAAAGAAAACGCGGCACUAUUUUAUUGCUGCAGUGGAGCGAUUCUGGGAUUAUGGGAUGAAUAAAUCUCCUCAUGCUCUAAGAAACAGGGCUCAGAGUGGCAGUGUCCCACAGUUCAAGAAGGUGGUUUUCCAGGAAUUUACUGAUGGCUCCUUUACUCAACCUUUAUACCGUGGAGAACUAAAUGAACACUUGGGACUCUUGGGGCCAUAUUUAAGAGCAGAAGUUGACGACAAUAUCAUGGUGACUUUCAAAAACCUGGCCUCUCGUCCUUACUCCUUCUAUUCUAGUCUAAUUUCUUAUGAGGAAGAUCAGAGGCAAGGAACAGAACCUAGAAAAAAAUUAGUGAAGCCUAAUGAAACCAAAACUUACUUUUGGAAAGUACAACAUCAUAUGGCGCCCACUGAAGAUGAAUUUGACUGCAAAGCCUGGGCUUAUUUCUCUGAUGUUGAUCUGGAAAAAGAUCUGCACUCAGGCUUGAUUGGACCCCUUCUGAUCUGCCGCACUAACACGCUGAACCCUGCUCAUGGGAGACAACUGACAGUUCAGGAAUUUGCUCUGCUUUUCACUAUCUUUGAUGAGACCAAGAGCUGGUACUUCACUGAAAACAUGGAGAGGAACUGCAAGGCUCCCUGCAAUAUCCAGAUGGAGGACCCUCUUUUUAAAAAGAGCUAUCGCUUCCAUGCAAUCAAUGGCUAUGUGAUGGAUACACUACCUGGCUUAGUAAUGGCUCAGGAUCAAAGGAUCCGGUGGUACCUGCUCAGCAUGGGCAGCAAUGAAAAUAUCCAUUCUAUUCAUUUCAGUGGACACGUGUUCACUGUCCGGAAAAAAGAGGAGUAUAAAAUGGCAGUCUACAACCUCUAUCCAGGCAUGUUUGAGACAGUGGAAAUGCUGCCAUCAAAAGUUGGAAUUUGGAGAGUAGAAUGCCUUAUUGGUGAGCAUCUACAAGCUGGAAUGAGCACUCUUUUUCUGGUGUACAGCAAGGAGUGUCAGAUUCCCCUGGGAAUGGCUUCUGGACGCAUUAGAGAUUCUCAGAUUACAGCUUCAGGACAUUAUGGACAGUGGGCCCCAAAGCUGGCCAGACUUCAUUAUACUGGAUCGAUCAAUGCCUGGAGCACCAAAGAUCCCUUUUCCUGGAUCAAGGUGGAUCUGUUGGCGCCAAUGAUUAUUCACGGCAUCAAGACCCAGGGUGCCCGCCAGAAGCUCUCCAGCCUCUACAUCUCCCAGUUUAUCGUCAUGUAUAGUCUCGACGGGAAGAAGUGGCAGAGUUAUCGAGGGAAUUCCACUGGGACCUUAAUGGUCUUCUUCGGUAAUGUGGAUUCAUCGGGGAUAAAACACAAUAGUUUUAACCCUCCGAUUAUUGCUCAGUACAUCCGCUUGCACCCAACACAUCACAGCAUCCGCAGCACUCUUCGUAUGGAGUUGAUGGGCUGUGAUUUAAACAGUUGUAGCAUGCCACUGGGAAUGGAGAGUAAAGCAAUAUCAGAUGCACAGAUUACUGCCUCAUCCUACUUCACCAAUAUAUUUGCCACCUGGGCUCCUUCACAAGCUCGACUUCACCUCCAGGGGCGGAUCAAUGCCUGGAGACCACAGGUAAAUAGUCCAAAAGAGUGGCUGCAAGUGGACUUCCAGAAGACAAUGAAAGUCACAGGAAUUACCACCCAGGGGGCAAAAUCUCUCCUUACCAGCAUGUAUGUAAAGGAGUUCCUCAUCUCCAGCAGUCAAGAUGGCCAUCACUGGACUCUCUUUCUUCAGAAUGACAAAGUAAAGGUUUUUCAGGGAAAUCGAGACUCCGUCACACCUGUGGUGAACUCUUUAGACCCCCCACUGCUGACCCGCUACCUUAGAAUUUACCCUCAGAGCUGGAUGCACCAAAUUGCCCUGAGGCUGGAGAUUCUGGGCUGCCAGUCUCAGCAGCACCACUGAGGGCAGCCAACCGCAGCGCCUGCUGGUCCCCUCGCUCUCCCUCUCUGUCAGUGCCCCAAGUCCAGGUCGUCCUGGGGGGACUCAGGGCUCUCCAGGCACGUUAGCCAACGUGCCCAGAGGAUUGGCUAUGCGCUGGAGAGACACCUUCGUGAUGUAGGCAUUUCAGAUGAGGCUUUAUACGUUUAAACUAAAACUCCCACUUGUUUAGUAUCCUGGUCAAGCACAGAAGGGAUGUUACAACGCCUGAGGGAUGGAAAAGGAAAUGCAGUUAAGUCCUUUUAGCGAAACAAAGCAAACUUCUUACCUAAGUUUUCUGUGUUCAGUUAUCUGUACAUGGUGCCAAAUAAACUGAGCUGAAUUUUUCCACUAGAUAGACUUUAACCGCAUGUUUUGGGGUCCUAUCAACACAGCCUGGAAGUCAAAAGGCAAGUCAUUUGUCAAUCUGUAAAAUAGAGAGAUGUAAGAACUAUUACUACAUUAAAGUCUGUUUUCGCCUCGUUAUAAUUAUCUUAUUCAGUCACAC
Molecule: messenger RNA, 7606 nt
Organism: Trichechus manatus latirostris (Florida manatee)
Lineage: Eukaryota; Metazoa; Chordata; Mammalia; Sirenia; Trichechidae
Gene: F8
Product: coagulation factor VIII
Exons: 26
Coding region: 1-7083 (2360 amino acids)
Cellular component (GO): plasma membrane
Molecular function (GO): oxidoreductase activity; signaling receptor activity; copper ion binding
Source: RefSeq, a predicted model, not a curated record